CCCGAGCCGCCGGGGACCCCCGAGCCCACGCUGCCCUACGAGGCCAUCCCGCGCAGCGGGCGCAGCGCCUGGCUCAACCUGUACCGCGUCUGGAGGAGCGACGGCUUCCGCCGCUUCCACCACAUCUUGCAGGGCAACUUCCAGCGCUACGGGCCCAUCUACCGGGAGACGGUGGGCACCUACGACUGCGUGAACGUGCUGCUGCCGCAGGACGCGGCCCAGCUCUUCCAGGCCGAGGGGAUCUUCCCGCGGCGCAUGGGCGUCGAGGCGUGGGUGGCGCACCGCCACCUGCGCAACCACAAGUGUGGCCUCUUCCUGCUGAAUGGGGAGGAGUGGCGUGCAGACCGGCUGGUGCUGAACAAGGAGGUGAUCAGCCCCGCGGGCGCCCGCAAGUUCCUGCCCCUCCUCGACGCCGUGGCCCAAGACUUCACCGCCCUCAUGCACCGGCGCGUCCAGCGCAGCCCGCGGCGCUCGCUCACCGUUGACCUCUACCACGACCUCUUCCGCUUCACCCUGGAGGCCAGCACCCACGCGCUGUACGGGGAGCGGCUGGGGCUGCUGGAGGAGAGCCCCAACGCAGAGUCGCAGCGCUUCAUCGGCGCCGUGAAGACCAUGCUGCAGACCACGCUGCCCCUGCUCUUCCUGCCCACCCGCCUGCUGCGCUGGGCCAACCACCGCCUGUGGCGCGAGCACAUCCACGCCUGGGACACCAUCUUCCAGCACGCCGACAAGUGCAUCCAGCACAUCUACCAGGAGUUCUGCCUGGGGCAGCCGCACAAGUACUCGGGCAUCAUGGCCGAGCUGCUGCUGCAGGCCGAGCUCCCGCUCGACUCCAUCAAGGCCAACAUCACCGAGUUCACCGCCGGCGGCGUGGACACGACGGCCGUGCCGUUGCUCUUCACCCUCUUCGAGCUGGCGCGCAACCCCAGCGUGCAGGCCGCCCUCCGGGACGAGAUCGUGGCGGCCGAGGCCCAGGGCCCCCGGGAGCUCCCCAAGCUGCUCAACUCCCUGCCGCUGCUUAAGGCCGCCAUCAAAGAGACCCUCCGGCUGUACCCCGUGGGCAUCACGGUGCAGCGCUACCCCACCAAGGACGUGGUGCUCCAGAACUACCGCGUGCCGGCGGGAACCAUGUGCCAGGUAGCUCUGUACGCCAUGGGGCGCAGCCCGGCCGUGUUCGUGCAGCCCCUGCGCUACGCGCCCGAGCGCUGGCUGCGCAAGGACGACCACAGCUUCAAGGCGCUGGCCUUCGGCUUUUGCGGCCCCCCCGUGCGCCGCCAGUGCAUCGGGCGCCGCUUCGCCGAGGCCGAGAUGAUGCUCUUCCUCAUGCACAUGCUGCGCAACUUCAAGGUGGACACGGUGUCCAAGGACGACAUCAACACCGUCUGCGGCUUCACCCUCAUGCCUGAGAAGCCCCCGCUGCUCACCUUCCGGCCCCUCGACUGAGCCGCCCCCCUGCCCCAGGACAGGAGGGUGCUGGGC
Molecule: messenger RNA, 1479 nt
Organism: Alligator sinensis (Chinese alligator)
Lineage: Eukaryota; Metazoa; Chordata; Crocodylia; Alligatoridae
Product: cytochrome P450 11B, mitochondrial-like
Exons: 9
Biological process (GO): glucocorticoid biosynthetic process; cholesterol metabolic process; aldosterone biosynthetic process
Cellular component (GO): mitochondrial inner membrane
Molecular function (GO): heme binding; corticosterone 18-monooxygenase activity; steroid 11-beta-monooxygenase activity
Source: RefSeq, a predicted model, not a curated record